AUGGAGGUCGACUCGAGCUCAUCGUCGUCUUCCGAUGAAGAAUGCGAGAAUGAGGCACAAAAUGCGAUUUUCAUCCACUCGGCGUGAGUUUUUUGCCUAUUUUCACCGGAAAAAGCGAAACAACACGAUUUUCUCUGAAAAACUUUGGUCCCCCCUGAUUUUCUGCCAAAACUUUUAACUUUGUGUUUCAGAACCGUCAGAUUAUCUGUGGGAAGCGAGGAGAACGCGAAAACAGUGUCGGAAGUGAUAAAAAUCGAUAAAGAGCCGAGCAGAAGCGGCGCUCGCCGACAAAUCGGCUCUGAAGGCGAAUUUGUAGUGAUGUAAGUUGAAAAUAGUUUUUCAUUGCCAAAAUCAACUCAAAAAGUUCAAGAAAGCACUGCAAAACACUGUUUUCACAUCCAAAGUGAAACAUCGUUUUUCAGAAGAAUCGAGAGCAAAGAUCCGAAAUCUUUAUCGAAAUCCAUCGCGAACGCCGUCGAUAUGAUCGAUUUGUCGCUGAAAACCAUCAAAAUGUGUGAGAAUUACGGAAAAACGCCCGAAAAUGGACUAAAACGGAAAAUCGAACAAGGAUCUCUGGCCUAA
Messenger RNA from Caenorhabditis sp. 36 PRJEB53466, 582 nucleotides. Lineage: Eukaryota; Metazoa; Nematoda; Chromadorea; Rhabditida; Rhabditidae. The record is from the annotation of a GenBank genome assembly.